CCACCAUUCUCUUAUUGGCUCCUCAAAUAAUAGACACACCAACAACCUCAAGAAAAUCUGAGAAAUGGAGGAUAUCACAACAGUAAAGUCGAGGUUCAAAAGGGUCUGUGUAUUUUGUGGAAGUAGUAGUGGCAAUAAAGAUUGUUAUAAAGAUGCUGCUCUUGAACUUGGUCAAGAACUGGUUUCAAGAAAGUUGGAUCUAGUUUACGGAGGAGGAAGUGUUGGGUUGAUGGGUUUAGUUUCUCAAGAAGUUCACCGUGGCGGAGGACAUGUUUUAGGAAUCAUCCCCAAAACUCUGAUGAACAAAGAGAUAACUGGAGAAACAAUCGGGGAGGUCAGACCAGUAGCCGACAUGCACCAAAGAAAAGCUGAGAUGGCCCGCCAUUCUGACUGUUUCAUUGCAUUACCAGGUGGGUAUGGAACAUUGGAGGAGUUAUUGGAAGUAAUUACGUGGGCCCAGUUAGGCAUCCAUGAUAAGCCUGUAGGGUUGCUUAAUGUGGAUGGCUACUACAAUCUUUUACUUACCUUCAUAGACAAGGCAGUGGAUGAUGGAUUUAUCAUGCCUUCACAACGUAGCAUUAUUGUCUCUGCUCCUAAUGCCAAAGAACUUGUUCAAAAGCUUGAGGAGUACGUUCCAUUGCAUGAUGGAGUUGUGGCUCAGGCUAAGUGGGAAGUUGAACAAGUGGAGCUCCAUGCAUCUUUACAGACUGAAAUUGCUCGGUAGCUAUAGCUAGGGACCAUUAAUUAAUUUAAGAAGGUGUAUUUUAAUUCCUUUCUAGGAUAUUCGUACGGUAAGCUGUAACUAGGGUUUUUGAUCUCCUUUUCAAAUUUUGUAUAUCUAGAAAAGCAAAAAGGAGAUUUAAUUAACUUCGCCAUUAGGUGGAUGACUGUAUAAUCAACUUUAUAUUAUAUACUAAAUGUAAUUAAAUGCAAGUAUAUGGUAUAAAACUAGCAAAAUGUUAGUAUUA
This is a messenger RNA of Mercurialis annua (annual mercury), 968 nucleotides long. Its product is annotated as cytokinin riboside 5'-monophosphate phosphoribohydrolase LOG5-like. Gene Ontology annotation, biological process: cytokinin biosynthetic process. The transcript is spliced from 7 exons. NCBI's taxonomy places the organism in Eukaryota, Viridiplantae, Streptophyta, Magnoliopsida, Malpighiales, Euphorbiaceae. The record is from RefSeq and is a predicted model, not a curated record. Gene Ontology annotation, cellular component: cytosol; nucleus. Gene Ontology annotation, molecular function: hydrolase activity, hydrolyzing N-glycosyl compounds. Bases 65 to 724 code for a protein of 219 amino acids.